CCCUUCGACAUCAUAUGAUUUCGAGCACAUCGUUCCUUCAAAAUACCCAACGAUUCCGAACACUCUACGGUCCCAAAAUGUCCGGGUUACGUGCAACCAAUCUACUGUCACGAAGAGGCUCCAGAGCCAUCAAUGCCAUCUUUUCGCCAGCCCACUCUGCACAACUGGCAAGGCAAUAUGGUGGCAUCCGGCAAAUCAACUACGGUCCAGGACCACAGACAGUUUUCAGCACUGAGUUUUGGAAAAACUUGAUACCUAAGCCGCUUCGUUCGGACAACCCCAUGAAGCUGCGCAAAAAAAAGUCCAAGGAUUGGAAUCCAGCUACAUUCUACAUAGUCAUUUUCCUCUUCAUAGGGUCAAUGUCUAUCCAGAUGAUAGCGAUGCGCAGGAACUUUGAAAACUUUAUGCGACAGUCGGAUGUCAGGAUUGCUCUUCUUCGCGAGGUGGUUGAGAAGCUGCAGAAAGGGGAGACGGUUGAUGUUGAGCAGGCUUUGGGCGUAGGCGAUCGACAGAAGGAACAAGAAUGGGAAGAUGUCCUCCGAGAGAUUGAAAAUAGCACCCCGAAACCCAAGUCGAAGCGUCAGAAGAAGCAAGCAUCGUCAGAACCUGCCGCUGUUGAAGACAACGGAGAGAACUCUGAGCCCAAGCCAAGGAGAACAUCGAGCGCCGAAUUCUUUUAGAAUUUGAAAUUUUUUAAUCCUACAGUCUAUGACAACAUAUCUUUGAACACCGCAGACGCCUGGUGAUCGUACCCCGGCUGAACAUUGGAAGUCGCCCCAGUCGAUGUCCGCCCAAGCGCUUCCACCAGUGCAGGCAAGAUGACCUCUGUGGGCAUCUCAACUCUAACCCCUUCUGCUCCUGUCUGCUGGUGGUUUAUUUCUACAAAAAAAGCAUCCUCUCCCCUCACUCCCCCCAUGUUCACGAUGGCUAUGGGUUUACCCUUGUCCUUUGCCAACUUCGCAAGUCGCCAGGCCGAGUAUGUUGCAAGAGACGUCCCUAGUACCAUCAGCUUGCCUGCCCCUGUGACGGCCUCUUCAGCAGCAGCCUUGACGCUCCCAGCGAUACUCUCACCAAACAUCACCACGGCUGGUUUCAGUAUGCCGACAUUGCUGGGCGACUCCCAAGCCCCAUCCUUAUCCACCUCGACCUUUGCUACCUCGCCAUUACUUAAUUGUGGCGGAUGUGCAAGACAACUGGGGCAUGCAGGAUAUCGGAAAGUGGUAUAAGGAGCAUCUGGCAGGUCGACGUCUCCAUCCGGGUUUGAUCUUAUACCCUUGGCUCUCCGCUCUGCCGGAUCUUCAGUCCCCAGGGCCCCCGAGGCUACGGCCUCCUCUAGAAAUGCCGCCCAGGCAGGAUUGAGCCGGGCUAGGUUCUCUUGGAACAAAUCCCGAGGAUACUCGCUCUUGCAGGUUGUGCACACCAACGCCCGGAGGUAGCCAUGGAGCUCCACGAUGUUGGACCUGCCAGAUGCACUUGCCAAGCCUUCAGACGCGGCGUGGUGGAGUCCGUCGACGUUCUGCGUAACAACAGAUGAAACCACGCCCAUCUUCGCAAGGUCUGCUAUCGCUCUGUGCGCAGCGUUUGGUCUCGCCUUUUGCAGCGAGGUCCAGCCCAGAAAUGAUCGCGCCCAAUAUCUCCGGCGAGCGGCAUGGCUGGCCAGGAAUUCGUGAUGGUAAAUCGGCCUGUAGGACUUGUUGACGCGAUAUGUUCCCUUGUCGCCGCGAUAAUCUGCAAGACCCGAAGCUACGGACAGACCAGCACCCGUGAGACAUGUGGUCGUCGACGGGCCAUCUGCGGAUGGUGCCGCAAUGAAUUCCAAAAGGGCUUCUACAGCUCCGUUGGUCGUCUUGGCAGUCACGGGAAAUAUUCGCGGUGAGGCAAAGACGUCUGUGUAAGGGAUGCGCAUCAAAGGCUUUCGCAAAGCCGGGCCUGACAUUGUUGCAAGCAGGGGGAUCUUUGAAUUGACAGAGCCAAACAAAAACCUAUCAAAUGUAUAAUCUUAGCUGUGCAACAAAGAAAAAUCCAGAUAUUUGAUCACAAUUUGUUGGUACACUGAGGCGCCGUCGG
Pyricularia grisea is the source of this 2067-nucleotide messenger RNA. RefSeq lists its product as uncharacterized. The coding region runs from base 15 to 680 and encodes 221 amino acids. The record is from RefSeq and is a predicted model, not a curated record. The transcript has 2 exons. NCBI's taxonomy places the organism in Eukaryota, Fungi, Ascomycota, Sordariomycetes, Magnaporthales, Pyriculariaceae.